Molecule: messenger RNA, 3243 nt
Organism: Aspergillus affinis
Lineage: Eukaryota; Fungi; Ascomycota; Eurotiomycetes; Eurotiales; Aspergillaceae
Product: Clr5 domain-containing protein
Exons: 3
Coding region: 1-3243 (1080 amino acids)
Source: RefSeq, a predicted model, not a curated record
AUGGCGCGCUCCGAAAACCGUCUCGCUCGAGACUCACCGCUUCCACCGAGCGCUCAGCGCUUCAAGACCGGAAACCUCGUGUCAAACCAUCAAUCCGAGCGCAAUUCUCAUUAUACCCAUUCAAAGGUCCAUGCCUCUGCAGAUCUCGCAACACACCCUAGCGAUGAUAGAGGGUUGCUAGUUCACUCGUCUGGCAGACCUCCUAUGUACAAGGAUACCCGCCCUCCGCUAGAUGCACCUGACGGAUCGAAUACACCCAAAACGAAUGCUCAUGGGUUUGCCCAGAAGGACAGGAGGAUUUAUCGCGGCUCAUUAGCCCGCGAGGAUCACCUGAAUACAAGUCCCAGUCCGCCGUUUGAUCUGCCUGGAAGCAGGGGAAAUGCCGUCAACUCUUCGCCGAAUAAUGCCAGUAUGGAAAGAGUGCAUACAAUGCCCAUGACCAGAAAGAUGUCUCGAGAUCAAUUAUCGUCUGCGUCGUCGACGUUUCCGCCAGCAUCUGUCGAUAACGAGGGCCCUGCAGCAUCUUCGAACAACGAUAGGGACGGACGUCGAAAUGAUAAAUCAUCUAUCACUAGGGCAAUGACUCAGAAUUGCAUCCAUCAUCGAUCGGCUAGCGGAACUUCCGAACUAUCGACAACAAGUGGUUCCAGCAUAAGUAAACCAAAUCCGCACUAUGUUCACCCAAUGCGCCAAGCUCCUCGCACAUAUACGCCGCCUUUAAACCAAUCCUACCAGGCAUCUAUUGCGGAGAGCGAUAGUUCAGCCAACGGAGGCCAUUCCGGGGAAGAGCCCGCGGCACAAUGGGGAUCGGAUAGCUUGCAUCAAUCCAUGCGUGGCUCAUCGGGGCAAACACCGCGCUUAUCAUUACAACUACAAGAAGAUCCAUUCACAAAACUCCAUGGCACCUCGCAAACAAAUCUUAGCGGCCGUCAGUCUUUCGGUUAUUCCAGAGACGCUGGGAGUCUUCUAGACACAGCUUCUCCAAUCUCAAGGUCGUCGCUAGAUUUCUCCUUUCGAACCAAGACGAGGACCAGUAUGGAUCCUAUAUCCCGAGCGGCUACGGUACAGGCGGCGCGACAAGCAUUUGAAGAAAAAGAAGCAGCUAAGGCGCGCAAAUUAGAAGAACAGCAGUUGAAAGCAGAAGCAAGAGAAAUCAGGCGGAAGGAAAAGCAGCCCUGGAGAGUUUCUCUGAGGCAGGAUGAAGAAGGUUGGCAAAAGGAACGUUCUGAGGUCCACGGCGUACCUGCUGCCCCCUCUCGGCCUGCCUCGCAACCACAGCCGGCACCGGAAACAUGGAAAGCCCAGCCGAAGAACACAUGGAUGCACUUCUUGACCAGCGACAACAGGUGCCUUCUUCGCCCAUCACAUACUCCCCCGAUCAUCACCACCCCCAAAGGCAACGGGGCUUGUACCCAGAGUCGCACCUCCAGCUUGGAGGAGGUGUCUCCAAGCAAAUCCUUCAUCAUGGUUUACGACUGGGAUGGCAAACGGGAAAUCUGUUUUCAGAUGUAUAUCAAGGAAAAGAAGGCUUUAGAAGAGAUCAUGGAAUUCAUGAGGAAUACCUACCAGUUCGCACCAAGCAAGCGUGCAUUCCAAACACAGUUCAAACGAUGGGGGUUCCCCUCAAAGCAAAACCCAGCCCAUAAGAACACAAACCUCGUUGCGCGCGUCAAACAACUAUGGGAAAAGAAUACCAGCCAGCGAGAUAUGCUUCGCAUAUUGAAUGAAGAAGGAUAUGAGAUCAAAGAAAGAGAGCUGAUGCGGGUACGCGCCAAGAACCGCUGGCUUUUACGAGUGCCCAAUGGAAUGAAGUCACAGAACAGCCUGCCAAAUUCUGUUCAGGUACCGGAAGACGAAGGCCUACUUGCGCUACACGAAGAAGUUUACAAAACGUCAAGCCCAUUCGACGAUGGCGACACUGUUCCCGAUGACGUCCCGAACUCACACCCUCCUUCCCCGGGUGUGUCCACUGAGAUUCUGUUGAAGCGCAAAGAACGACUUGAUCGAUUAAAGGCAGAAAGUGCCGAACGAUGGGCAGCUAAAAAGCGCCGGCGCCGUACCCGAGGCUGGGCCGGGCUACCUGCCGACCCUCCAGGUCCUCCUCGUUUCCCUUCCGAAACCACUAUUGACGAGAGUAAGAAAUAUCUAGGGUUAGACAGUGUCAUGUACCGUCAAAUUAGAGACCAAUUUCAGAAGAUAUGUGAAGAGGCGGGGUUCAUAAAGAAAACAGUUGCCGGGCCUGAAAGAUGGCAAGUGGCGAAAAAUAAGUUGAUACAGGAAUCCGAGCAUCUUCAGGGGGUUUUUUGGGAGGACCCGAGUCAACUGGACGCAAAAUCUCUCGCUCUAGAUGUUGUCUGUACGGAUGUCACCAAGAGAAUGAGAACAUUGGAGCGCCGAAUGACGAUCGCGGAAGCCAAGAACGCGCUUGGAAUAAAUCCCGAAGAGAGCCGUCAGAUACGAAAUGCAUUCUACAACACCCUCAAAGCGGAUCACUUUACAAGCAAACUGGAGGCUGGCGAUGAGCACUGGAAAGAACUGAAAGAGCAGUGGGUCCAAAACUCUGCACUACUGCAACGAAUACUCGCCCCCGGCCCAGCGGACUCGGAACAUACCACGAGAUUGAAGGCUCUCGAGGUCCUUUGCCGGGAUGUCAUGAAGCGACUUCGCGAUGAUCAGACUAAAAGAGACUCAACCCGUAAACAGUCUGUGCAUCAUCAGCCCCAGACUCACCAGAAUACCGACGACGGAAUUGCGUUUGGUAAUGCUAUUGCUAAUGGAAUAAGCACACUUGCUUCCCAAGCCCUGGCCAGCGCUCCUGUUGCUUCAAAUGACCUAGGUGAUAUGCAAAUAGACCCCUCACUCCUUCAAGCUGCGAAUGACCCCACCUUUGCUGCAACGGGGCAGCAUGAUUCUGAACACUCUUUUGGCUACGUGAAUCCUAUGCUGGAGCAGCCCACAAUUUUGCACAUUCCGGUUUACCUCCGUAUUAAUCCCCAGAGUCAGCUAUAUGGAAAUUCUAAGACCUGGGUUGAGAAAUUGGCGACAAGGUCUGUUGCUGAAAUACGACAAUUGGUCGGUGCCAAGUAUCCAGAUGCCAUCAUCACUAGGAUUGAAGGCCUCGAUAAGGACGAGGACGGGAAUGGCAUCCCAUUUGUUAUUGAUGAGGACCACGAGCUUGAUGCAUACUUGACUCACGUUCAAGGCAAGAAGGCAUCAUUUAACCUUGCUCUAGAUCGUGUCUGA